AUGUUGAGAAAAUCGUGCAGCACGCAGCUUACCAAGCCGGAGUCCAGCCAAAGUAUUGAUGAUGGGAUCAUCCUCAACUUCAGUAGAUUCGGCCCUUGCCGAGACGCUUCCCUAGACAGCGACUGUGGCUCCCCAGGGGGCUGCGUUAUUACAGUCAGCGCGGAAUGCAACGUCACCAGCGAGCACCAUUGGCAAAACUCCACCGUUGAUAUAAGUUCAAAUGCUGACGAUGACUUGGGCCGCCCGCCAUCCUGCCAGGGUUGUCGGGCACCCAUCGCGUCCCUGGAUUGUAUGGACGACUUUAGUGCUAACUCUCAACAGAUGUUGGACCAAGCCGGCGAGGUAAAUGUGUCGCGACACAUGUCGACUUAUAUGGGAAAUCACACAACCAUGCCAUCGGUGGUGACUCCAGGAUUGCGAUACAAGAAUUUGGGCAAAUCUGGCUUACGAGUGCCCAACAUCGGCCUAGGAAUAUGGGCCAUGAUAAACGAAGAUUGCGCUGAAGACGUCAUCAUGACCGCCCUGGAGAACGGCAUCAAUCUUUUUGAUUUGUCUGAAGCACACUGUGCCAAGGGAGAGGCUGAGUUGGGCAGGGUGCUAAAGAAGCGAAACGUUCGGAGAACGAGUGUUAUCAUCACCACCAAAGUAUAUUGGAGCACCAAGUCAGAUGAAAGAGGUCUCUCUCGAAAACACAUAGUUGAGAGUGUUAAAGCGUCAUUGUCCCGAUUGCAAGUGGAGUACAUUGACGUUGUACUCCUGCACAAAGUCGAUCCCGUCUGCCCUAUGGAAGAGUUGGUUCGAGCCAUGAAUUUCGUGAUAAAUCAAGGAUGGGUCAUGUAUUGGGGAACAGCACGCUGGACACCAGCAGAGAUAAUGGAUGCGUAUAGCAACUGCCGUCAGUUCAACUGCAUAACUCCAAUAGUAGAACAAACAGAAUAUCAUAUGUUCUGCCGAGAAAAACCUGAGCUUUAUAUGCCCGAGUUGUAUCAUAAGAUCGGUGUAGGUAUGAUGGCAUGGUCAGCCAUUACUACUGGGAAAGGCCUAGGCCGCGAGGAGAUUACUGGUCUAUUCGCAAAAUCACGAUUCAAUAGAAAAUAUAGUACCUUCAGCUGGUGUGAAGAGGAUCUUGCAGUUCCUGAGGACUCCUUGCAGUUGCCCAUCUCUAGCAGUAAGGAUCAAGUGACUGGAGAAGAACCACGCACAUACGGAGACAAGCUACGUGAUCUUUCGAACCUAGCCAAUACAUUAAAUUGCUCAAUGAGCCAAUUGGCUGUGGCUUGGUGUCUAAAGAACGAGUCAGUCAACUGUUUGCUACUGGGUGCUACCAGCGUUGAACAAUUUAAAGAGAACAUUCACGCUCUCCAGAUCGUACCACAGCUCACGCCGAUAAUGAUGAUAGAGAUCGAAAGAUUACUCGCAAACAAACCACAGCGCCCACCGAUGGUGUCUACCUUGGCAAUGCGUAACCAACAGAAUAACAAUACCGUCCGGGUUGAUAUGACGGGAGCUACCACAUCGGGGACAGGAUCGCCAAAGCCUGAAGGAGAUGUAGUCGACGCUGAGGCGUCCACCCCCAGUAAGGAGCCCGGGCGGGGCUUUUGUGAGAUUCAGUGA
Messenger RNA from Spodoptera littoralis (African cotton leafworm), 1614 nucleotides. The record is from the annotation of a GenBank genome assembly. Lineage: Eukaryota; Metazoa; Arthropoda; Insecta; Lepidoptera; Noctuidae.